AUGCAUUUAGAAAUUGCUGUAAAUUUUAAUCCAAAAAUAGCUCAAUGAAGAUGAUGAAUACAUAAGAUUAUAGAAAUUAUCAUUAGGGAUAAAAGAAAUCACAUAGAGUUUACCAAAUUAAAAAUAAUUUAAAGACAUUUCCUCAUUGAAGUUAUGUAAGUAUAUAAUAAAGUAUUGAAAGUAUUGUGUGCUUAUCCAUUUUAGUAGCAUAGUGUAGAAUUACUUAUAUCAAUAUUAUUUGAUAGAUUUAAGGAUGGUUAAUUUAUUUCCGCAUUCCACUAAGCUUGUUUAGAAGUUGCUUCAUUAUAAGAAUAAAGAACAUUAUUAAGUUAAAGAUCAUUAUCUCUUAAAUCAUCUCGUCUGACAAAUAUGUAAUUUAAUAAUCUAUUUCAGGUAAAAUACAUCAUUUGAUUCAAGAAAGAGUUCAUAAAAUAGUACAUUUGCAAAAUCAGUAAUAGAAAAAUUGCUGAUUACCAAAAAGUUUAGUACUCGAUAUUUAAAAUAAUUAUUUUUAUUGGCUAAUGAUUUAGAUAUGGAUCUAGAAAAAAUGGCAAGAAUAUUUAAAAUAUUUAUAAUAAAUACAAAAGAUUAAGAAUUUAGAUUGAAAAUUAUAUCCAUUUUCGAUGAAUGUAAAAAUGAUAUAUUUGGAAAUCGAUAAUGGGUAGCAACAUAUUAUGAAGAAAUAGAUUAAUGUAAUUAAUAUAAAUUACUUAAUUAGUUUUUUUAUCUAAUCAUGUACACAGUCCAAGUAAAAUACCAGAUGUUAUUCCAGAUAAAAAUACUAAAAUAAAUUUUCAAUUAAUAGAUGAUCAUCUCAAUUAUGAUAGUGAUGAUAGUGUAGAAGAAUGUAUUGAUAAUUAAAUUUAAAAAUGGCUUUGUGAAACUAAUACUUAUGAUGUUUUAGAAAGAGAAGAUAUUUUCAAUAAACCAGAAAAUUUUGAUGAAAUUUUAAAAUAUAUUACUUAACCUGAAAAUGUUGAUGUUCAUAAAAUAUGGGUAUUAUAUUCAAUCCAAUCUUAGGCUUAAUAUUCAGAAAUUAAUAUGUAAAAUGAUGAUCCCACUUAUUAUAAAUUAAUUGGAAAAUCUUUAAAAUAAGAAGAAACUAUUAGAUCUUAUAAAGCUCUUUAAGUUUUAAUUAAAGAAGAUAAUUUUUAAUUUUUUGAUGAAUUUGUUAAAUAAAAUGUCAUAUAGAUCUGUAUAUUUAUAAUUUAAGCUAUGUAGUUAAUGGAAUUUAUGACUUUAUUAAUGAUUAAAAUCAUAAUGCCAAUUUAAAUCAUAUUGCAAAACUUAUUGAAAUUACAUUAAUGAGAUAACCAAAGUUAAGUGUAGUUUAAAUAGUUGACUUAAAUCUUUAUUUUUCAUUAAGUCUUUAUAUCUACAAUUCUAUGAUAUAACAAAUUUUAGAAAGUAUAAAUCUUAUAUAUAUAUCUAGAUAUUAUAAAUAUUAAAAUUGAUUAUUAUUAAUUAGGUUAUUUCUUUUAGGAAUAACUAUGGAAAUAUUUAUGCAAAACUGAAUGGUUUAGAUUUGUCAUUUUAUUAGUGUUCAAAGAAGGUGUAAAUAUGAAAAUUACAGAAAAAGAAACCAAAACUGAAGCUACCAUAAGUAUUUUAUCUAUACUUAAGACCCUUUCAUAAUAUGAUUAAAAAUAAAUUAAUUCUUUAUCAAUAAAUGCUGAUGAAAAAGAAUUAGUAACUAAUUAUUUGGGAGUGCUUUAACCAGGUAAAAGUAUUGAAUAAUAUUUCACUACAAAUUAAUUUAAUUGGUAAUUAAACUAGGAUGUCAAAGAAUAUAUCUCAGCUAGUGAAUUUGAAAAUAGAGAUUUAGAUAAUUUAAAACAUUUUACAUAAGAAAGAAAAAACAACACAUUAUUUAAAUAAUAUUUUUAAGAAUUAAAAAAUUCAAAAAUGAAAAAAACAACUAAUACAAUUGUUGAUUCUAUGUAAUUUGAAAUAGAUUUAAAUGAAUAAAUUAUAUUAACAAAAUCUAUAGAAUCUCCAGCAACAAAUAAAAGUACAAGAACAAAAAAUAAUAUUAUCAUAAGUACAAGAAAAAGCAUAUCCAAAGGAACGUCUAAGUUAACUUAAUCUAAUUCGUUAUAAUCAUCUCCAACUUAGCUUAUUGACUCUCCUUAUUUAGAAUCAUAUGCUAAAACAUAAGUCUAAGAUUCCAUAGAAGAAAGUUAUUCAACAAGUUUUAAACGAUAAUAAUAAAAAUCUCUAUUUUUAUAUCACUAAUCCAAAUUUAGACAUAGAACAGAAGGAAAUUUUACAAAUGAUGGGUUUUCAAGUUCAAGAUUAAGAACAAUAUAUCCAAGUUAUAAAACUUCUAUUAAGAACACAUAAUAUGAAAUUUAACUUGAAUAGUUCAAUAUAGAUUAUAAAUAUUAUUAAAAAGGUAUAAGAUUAUUACAUGAGACAACUAAAUCAAUUAUUGAAUAUUUAAAAUAAAAUAACGAUAAAGUUAAAUCUGCAUUAAGUAAAUUGGAUAUAUCUAGUAUUUCUAGAUGUUUUUUAAAUUGUAAAUUAUUUGAUAGAUAUUUCUAAAUAUAUAUGCUGAAUAUAUUGGAUAAUUAGCCAUAUGAUUAAAAUUUAUCAGAUGAAUGUGGUAUAUUCAUUAAUUAUAUUUUUGAUAAUGUAAUUGAAAUAAAAUCCUUAAUUGAUAGUUCUGUGGAUUUAUGCAACAGCUUUUUAAAUGUUCUUGAAUAUCUAUGUAAAAUAGUAUUUGAAAUGCAUAAAAAUCCAAAUUUUCUUAUUUCUACAAAGCAUAAAUUUAAGAAAACAUUAUUAAUGACCACUUUAAAUAAAGGUUUUUAAUUAGUUUAAUAAACAUAUCAAGAUCAAAUAGAAAAAUUAAUCAAUAAAUAUUUAAAUGAAAGUGUUUUACAUAUUUUGGUGAUUUGGUUUUUCGAUAGUGAUUCAAACAAUUCAUAUUAAAGAAAUUUUUUUAUGUAAUAAUUCAAUUAAUUUUUAGGUUUUUAAAGUUAUUACUUGAUAAAGCCCAUUCUGCAUUGAUAUCAACACUUUUUUUUAAAAUAGGAUUUAUUUCAUCAUUAUAAAAUGCAUACUCUAGAUUUUAUGUUAACGGUAUCAAAAAUGAUUCAAAUUAUGAAAAUCUCUCCUACUAUAUUCAAAUUAUUAUUUAAUUAAUUUAAAAUGUAAAGAAUUUAUUUAAAUUAAGGUUAUUCGUUAGAGAUAAUUAAUUUAAAUUGAAAAAAAUUUAGAAACAAUGUAAUCAUGGCACAUAAUUACUGGAAAUAAAUAUUUAGAAUCAUAUAAAUCAAUAUCAAAUACUAAUAUAGUUUAAGAAAGUAUGUCAAAUUUAGAAAAAUAAACAUCAAAUAACAAAAAAUUUGCAAGUUUCCAUAAAAUAGAAGAGAGAGAAAAAAAAGAAAGGAAAGUUGGUGAAAUUUUAAUUUAGAAAGAAAAAUAAUUUUUAUCAAGAAAAUCAUUAUUACUUUCCCCAAGAUUAUAACCAUUAAGUCCAGCUAUGGCAAAUAAAUUUAAUUAAUAAAAUUUAAAAUCUUGA
Paramecium sonneborni is the source of this 3526-nucleotide messenger RNA. The record is from the annotation of a GenBank genome assembly. Lineage: Eukaryota; Ciliophora; Oligohymenophorea; Peniculida; Parameciidae.